Molecule: messenger RNA, 2150 nt
Organism: Moneuplotes crassus
Lineage: Eukaryota; Ciliophora; Spirotrichea; Euplotida; Euplotidae
Source: the annotation of a GenBank genome assembly
UUUGGCAGGACUUGCGAAGAAUUUUGAAGUACCGUACGAAUUUUUUCAAGGAAUUUCCUGACAAUGAGGAACUUGAGGAAGAAUAUUACAGGAAGAGGCUGGUUCAGAUUAGAAAAUAACUGGGGUCUCUUGAUGAAUGUAGUUCGGCUUACUGUUGUAUCUGUGCUCACUUUUGUAACAAUAAUGAAGCAGGAAAAAUUUUUAUUUAGAGCCUGAAUUUUGGUAUUCGAUUUUAUAAUAAUUUACUUUUUAUCAAAAGGAAUAAAAAGAUACGACUGGGUGGCCAAUUACUGAGGCACUAUCUUAGCAACAAUAAUGUACCUACAGAUGACAGAAAUGAACCUCAAAUUCAAAUAUUUCAGAAUAAAUGAAGGCUAUCUUAUUCAAAUAGCUGCUUCCUUAUAGUGUUCAGUACUUGUGUCACCACAAAUUGGAAAAUAGCUUGCAUAACUCAAACUCUAUUACAUAUCCAUGGACUUUUGAGAUUGGGAUCUAAAUUUGGUACACUUGGAGAUUACUAUUAUCCGUCAACCUUUAUAGCUCUAAUUUUCUUCAUUGUGGGUGCUUACUCAUAUUCAAAAACACUCAAGUUAGAGUUUCUUGCUAAUUAUAAGCAAAGAAAAACAUUAGAAAGUCAGAAAGCAAUCCUCGAUUCUGUUUCUGAAGGAGUGUUGAUUGUUAAUGCAAACAAAGGAGUCAAGUAUCUCAAUCCAAAGAUCAAGGAUACUUUUGAUAUCGGAGCCUUCUACAAGUCUGACUCGGUUGUUAAUGAGAUGAAAGCCACUCAGAUUUUGAUAAGCAAAGAAUUGGAUAGAGCCAUUAAGAAAUACUCAUUUGAGUACUCUAACAUUCACAGACAUGUCAAGAAAGACCCAGAAAAGUUUCUCAGUGACUUGCUCAACGAUUUUGAAGUCACAAUAAUAGACAAUGAGCAAGACCAAAAUGCAGAUAAUCCUAAUGAGAAUGCCCAAAAUGAAUCUCACUCUCAGGCUGAGAGAUUCCUCGAAUAUCGACAAGGCCAACCAACUCUUGCACAAUUCUUGGAGAGUGAGUGCGAAGCUAUCAUGAACAGUAACAACAUCAGCAAAGAAUCAAAGAUUUGAAUGGAAUACAGACAUCUCAAUAUUCACCAUGAAACUCAGAAGCGCGAAUUUGUGAUCAAAACGACUCUAGUUGAAUCUGAUUUAGAGUCAGCAGACGACGUUCUGUUUAUGCACAUGUUUAUUGAUACAACAAAGAUUGGCCAGCUUGAAGAAGCAAAAGCUCAAAACCACUACCAAAGGCAGAUGCUCUCCAAUGUUUCUCACGAAUUCAGGACGCCUCUGAACUCAAUUACUGCUUCAUUAGAGCUUAUGAGGAUGCAAGAGUAUGGGAAGAACAAUCGAUUCCUACAGAUAGCCUCAUCCUCAUGAAGCAUCUUGGGAAUGCUGGUAGAAGACAUUCUUGAUCAUGCAAAAAUAGAAUCAGGAGUGUUUCGAAUUAAUGAAGAAGAGUUUACUAUGACUCAAUGAAUUAAUGAAAUUUAUGAAGUAUUCUCAUUGCAAACAAAUGGAAAAGGUCUAGAGCUAAAGAUUAAUAUUGAAGAGAAGCUAAGAAAUAUGCCUAUUCUAUCAGAUAAGCAAAGGAUAAAACAAGUUCUCAUGAACUUAAUUUCCAAUGCAUUAAAAUUUACUGAUACUGGGUCUAUUACUGUUGAAGUAAGUGAAUCCAACAACGAGUUGGAAGAAUCUAAAAUACAUGAAGAAAGAAAAUAUCUUGAGAAUGAUUCGAUUGAUUAUUCCAAAGUGCACAUUGAACCUUCGGAGCUAUCUGAAAAUCAACAGAUUAGAUAUGAUGUGGAUAAAUAUUCAUUUAGUGUCAAUAAAUCCCUGUUCAAAGUUCAAGAGUCAACUGAAUCUAGACUUCAGAACAAAACAACUAUUACUCUAAAAGUUAUUGAUACUGGAAUAGGCAUUGCUCAAGCCGACCAAAAGUCCCUCUUCAAGUUGUUUGGCAAGCUCAGCUCAAAUCACGAUAGGAACAAGACUGGGUGAGGACUGGGACUAACAAUCUGAAAGAAGCUUAUUGAAAAGCUAGGAGGGACCAUCAGUCUUUCUUCCAAAGAAAAUAUUGGUACUACUGUGGAAUGUAGCUUCAUUUGAAAGUAUUAA